Messenger RNA from Chlorocebus sabaeus (green monkey), 2005 nucleotides. It is a transcript of the gene DNAJC22, whose product is annotated as DnaJ heat shock protein family (Hsp40) member C22. Gene Ontology annotation, cellular component: membrane. The record is from RefSeq and is a predicted model, not a curated record. Lineage: Eukaryota; Metazoa; Chordata; Mammalia; Primates; Cercopithecidae.
CACUACAGAUAGGAGCGUCCUUGCUCCUCCAGGCAGCCCCUCCAUAGGGGCAGUCCUGUGCUGCUGUGACUCGGCGCCCGCCCAAGGUGAGUCUGGGGACCGCCCGGACCCGCCCUUCCGUCGGCGGCAGCGCCACCUGGCGGCGGUGGUGCCGUGGUGCGCAAGGCGCUGGGCCUGGGCUGGGCGCUGAGUCUGCUGGAGCUGCCGGCGUCUGCAGAGCCUUGCACCCUCCCCUCGAGGGCUGGCGGGAGGAGUCCCAGGCGGGAAUGUGAUCCCGAGGGGGCCGGGGAGGGCCCUGAGGAGGAGCCUGGCCUGGGGAGGCCGGACUUCCGUGACACAACAGACACAAAAGACAAAGUCCAUUUGGAUGAAAGUGGGAGCGGGGCGAGACAUGUCAUUUUCACUCUGUGGUCAAAGGAAAUGACUGGUCUGACUCGGUCUGGGAGCGGGGCACCCAGGGUCUAAGGAUAACUCUGGGGCCAUGACGGCCAUGAUUCUCACAGAGGACUCCAAGACUUCUGUGCUGCGAGUAAGCGGACUUGUUCUGAGACCUUUGCCUUAGAGGAUGGCCAAGGGGCUCCUGGUGACCUAUGCCCUCUGGGCUGUGGGGGGCCCUGCUGGGCUUCACCACCUGUACCUGGGAAGGGACAGCCACGCCCUGCUCUGGAUGCUGACCCUGGGGGGAGGUGGGCUGGGCUGGCUCUGGGAGUUCUGGAAGCUCCCAAGCUUUGUAGCUCAGGCCAACAGAGCCCAGGGGCAGAGGCAGAGCCCCAGAGGGGUGACACCCCCUCUGAGUCCCAUUCGCUUUGCUGCCCAGGUGAUCGUUGGCAUCUAUUUUGGCCUUGUGGCACUGAUUAGCCUUUCGUCCAUGGUCAACUUCUAUAUUGUGGCCCUCCCACUGGCAGUUGGCUUAGGGGUCUUGCUGGUGGCUGCUGUUGGCAAUCAGACCUCAGACUUUAAGAACACUCUGGGGGCAGCAUUUCUCACUUCACCUAUAUUCUAUGGCCGCCCCAUAGCCAUACUGCCCAUUAGUGUGGCCGCCAGCAUUACAGCUCAGAAACAUCGCCGCUACAAAGCUUUGGUGGUGUCAGAGCCGCUCAGUGUGCGGCUCUACCGGCUGGGCUUGGCUUACCUUGCUUUCACAGGCCCACUGGCAUACAGUGCCCUCUGCAACACAGCUGCCACCCUCAGCUAUGUGGCAGAAACCCUUGGCUCCUUCUUGAAUUGGUUCAGCUUCUUCCCUCUUCUUGGCCGCCUCAUGGAGUUUGUCCUCCUUCUGCCUUACCGGAUCUGGAGGCUAUUGAUGGGAGAUACUGGCUUCAACAGCAGCUACUUCCAGGAGUGGGAGAAGCUCUAUGAAUUUGUUCACAGUUUUCAGGAUGAGAAGCGUCAGCUGGCUUACCAGGUUUUGGGCCUCUCAGAAGGGGCAACAAAUGAAGAAAUACAUCGGAGUUACCGGGAACUAGUGAAGAUCUGGCACCCAGACCACAACCUGGACCAGACAGAGGAGGCACAGAGGCACUUCCUGGAGAUCCAGGCUGCGUAUGAAGUCCUGAGUCAACCCAGGAAGCCCAGGGGAUCCCGGAGGUGAAAAGAAACUUCCCCCUGAGGAUUGACUCUUCCUAUCAGAGCUAGGCAACUUGUCCCAAAUCUAGCUUUGCCCAGGAAUGGCAUCCCAACAAGGUUAAAGAAACUGCUUGCAGGGGCCGGGCGUGGUGGCUCACGCCUGUAAUCCCAGCACUUUGGGAGGCCGAGGCAGGCAGAUCCUGAGGUCAGGAGUUCGAGACCAGCAGCCUGGCCAACAUAAUGAAAUCUCGUCUCUACUAAAAAUACAAAAAAUUAGCCAGGCGUGGUGGCAGGCGCCUCUAGUCCCAGCUACUUGGGAGGCUGAGGCAGGAGAAUCGCCUGAACCUGAGAGGCAGAGGUUGUGGUGAGCCAAGAUCACACCACUGCACUCCAGCCUGGGCAACAAGAGUGAAACUCUGUCUCAAAAAAAAAAAAAAAA